Camellia sinensis is the source of this 1000-nucleotide messenger RNA. RefSeq lists its product as uncharacterized. The record is from RefSeq and is a predicted model, not a curated record. Lineage: Eukaryota; Viridiplantae; Streptophyta; Magnoliopsida; Ericales; Theaceae.
UCUUUUUGACUCUCUCUCACUCUUUCAAGUGUGCCCUUCUUCUUCGAUAGCAUAUAAAACAUCCACCAUGUUCCAUACAGAUUUACAUGUUCAUCUUCUCAGCACUCCUAUUGUUUAGCAGUAGAGAGAAUACUAUGGAAAUGACAGCUCUCUAUUUCUCUAUUUGAAAUCUGAGAAUACUUGCUAUGGCUCGACAGCAGGAAGAGGGAUGGCCAUUGGGUUUGCUGCAGCCACUGAAUGAGAGAGUUGGUGGUUUGGUCAGAAACAGUGGGUUUUUUGGAUCAGCAUCUUUCCACACUUUUCUCAGUGCUUCUCCUCCUACUUCCUCUUCUGAUUCUACAUCAGAUUUGGAUAGAGAGUCAACAGGGUCAUUCUUCCAUGAGAAGAGCAUAACUCUUGGGAGCUUAUUGGGUGUUUCUAGCAUUGUAGAUCUCUCUAGAACUAGAACUAGAACUAGAAAUAGAACAACAUCAAUUAUGAGGAGGAGACCACAAGUUUCAGAAGCCAACAACAACAACAAGAAGACCUACAGGUUCAAACCUAAUUGGUGUAUCUCUCUGUGCCCAAGGGACACUACAGAUGCUGAGACUGUCAACAACAACAACAAUACUCCAUCACUUGGGCACUUUCUUGCAGUUGAGAGAAUGGCUGCUAAUGAACAUAGAAGGAGCCAUAAUAGCCCUCUCAUCUAUGGACCUGAGGAUGAGGUUGCAGUACUGGCUCAGCUUGAUGGUGAACAAAACUCUCUGUUUGUUAAUGGCAGCAUAGCUCCUCCUCCUCAUUCUAGUCCAUGGUUUGGCUCUGAUGAGCAUGGUAAUGGUUAUGGAGGAGGUGUUCCAGUACUGUUCUCAUGCAUGUGUGGACAAGCCAUCCACUAACUAUCUUGCUUUUGUCAAAACCAUCUUCCUUGUUUCUCUUCCGCUGUUUUCGGAGUGAGUAGGGAUUUAAAAUUAAAAAAAAUAAAAAUAUAUAUAUAUAAAUAAAAUAUAAUUAUAUUUUA